AUGGCAGAUCAUCCGGUUAGCAAACCGUUGUUGAAACUCAAGCUUCUGGAAUCGUUGCGUGAAGGAGAUUUCGCAUCUCUGGACAGCUUGGUCAAAAAAUAUUUCCAUCCAAGAGAUGAUGUAAGUGUCAGAGAAGUUGCUCAAUUGAUUUUGCACUAUGCCGUUCAGGUUGCCCCUUUACAAUUGAUAAAGGACAUUUUGGCUCAUUGGCUCACAGACGAGGAAAUUAAGCUGGACAUCAACCAGGAGGACCCGGAUGGAAAUACUGCAUUGCACUUGGCUGCGUUUCAAUCGCGGGGCGAUGUCGUUUCCCUAUUACUGGACCAACCUGACAUCAACGACUGUAUUCUGAAUAAUGCAAAUUUGCAGCCUAUCGAGAUGUGUAAAAACCUGAAUAUUGCUCAGAUGAUGCAGUUUAAGCGGUCAGAAUAUUUGGGUGAAGUGGCCCAGGAAUUUAGGAGAGCGUUCGUGAACCGGGAUCGCGAACAUCUGGACGCCAUUCUGGCAAAACCUCGCAACUCCGAGCUCUUAGACAUCAAUGGAACUGAUCCACAAACGGGUGACACAGUGCUUCACGAAUUUGUGAAGAAAAGAGAUUUGGUCAUGUGUCAGUGGAUCUUGAACCAUGGUGGAGACCCCUUCAAAAGAGACCGUAGAGGACAACUUCCUCUUGAUCUACUGGGAAAAGUUCCACCUGUCAACGACUCUCCCAAUGUCAAAUUGUCUUCCGAGCAACAGCUUAAACGAAUGCUAGAAAAAGCGGCCCGUGAGCAGAGCGUAAUUGAAGUUGCCAACAGCUUAAACGAACCACCUACUUAUAAGGGUUAUCUUCGCAAAUGGACCAAUUUUGCUCAAGGCUAUCGCUUACGGUGGUUUGUUCUUAGCCCAGAUGGAACACUAUCGUACUACAAAGACCAAGACGACACCAAAAAUGCAUGCCGCGGAUCACUUAACAUGUCGACCUGCUAUUUGCAUCUGGAUUCUUCGGAAAAGCUCAAAUUCGAGAUCAUUGGCGGAUUCAACGGUACAGUAAGGUGGCAUUUGAAAGGAAACCAUCCUGUGGAGACCAACAGGUGGGUUUGGGCAGUUCAGGGUGCGAUUCGUUUUGCUAAAGACCGUGAACGGACAAUCAGAAACAACGGGAGUAACGAGCCUCACGGUGCCGCACGGCCUGAACCCAAAAUGAAGGAAACCUCUCACCAUUUGCGAACUCCUAGCGCCAAUAGUUUGCAUUCCUCCACAAACCGUCGGCAACGCGCUCAUCAGUCUCAGCGCUCAAUUAAUUCGAUCUCCUCUAUGUCAUCUGGCGAGGCGGAAUUAAACGAAAAUCUCACAAACAGAGGUAGGGAGUAUGUCACAAAAGUAAAAUCUGGGAGACCGUCCUUGGAUGCUUAUGCCAAUGAUGAAGACAAUAAAUCCGCAAUUUCGAAGCCAAUCCGGGAUUUAGCGGACGGUAAGGAUGAUGUUGAAAGCGAUCAAGAGUAUUUCAGAGACGAAGUUACUGAAGACUUUGAAGAUGAAGAUGUGAAAAUUGAGUACGGGCCUCAAUACCAAGAGGUCUCCAUGAUCCAAAGAUCAAUCACCAUUGAAUUGAGUUCGUUGACAGAACUUCUCGAAAAUAAAACGCCAGAUGCAGAUGAGAUCAACAUGAUAAGAAAAUCAUUAGGUUCUCUGUCCAAAAACUUUGAGUCAUACAGUACUUUGUCAUCCGUUAGAGAUCGGAAGCUUUUGAAACUUUUACAAAAACAACAUGACGUCAACCAGCUUUGGAUCAAGUCUGUUAAAGAGCUUGAACUUGAGCUAAUCGAGAAAUCCGAACGUUUAUCUUCACUCGACACUGAGAGAAAGAACCUCAAAAAACUUCUCCAGAAGAAAUUACUGGAAUUAUCUGACGCUAGUACAAGCGCCAAUGACACGGCAAAUGAUAGGCAGGUUGUUGACGGCGAAAGCGUUGGUGACAAUGAAAAUAGUAAACCGCUGGAAGAAAUCGCUGAGUUCAUAAAUUCGAAUAAGGAAGCUGACGAAGACUCCGACAUUGAUGAGUUUUUCGAUGCCGAAGACAAUGAAGCACAAAAGCCUACUGCGGAGAAAAAUCACGAUGACACUGCCGCUGCUCGAAAGGAGAGGGCACCUCAACCAGCGAAAGUGACUGAGGGAAGUCGUGCUUCGGGAGGUGAAAGAAUAAGUGGUGAAUCUGGUGGUACCGAGGAGUCGGGGAACAUCAACAGAGUACCUUCUGACUUUGAACAGAAUGUUGUGCACUCUGGACUUACGGAUCAAUCAGUUCCGAACACUGCUGCCGCUACACAAGCGUACGAAGAAGUUGCGAAACAACCCGAAGCGAGCACGAAACCUCUUUCAGCACACGGCCAGAAGAAACCUCUACACAGCACGUAUACUCCCCCUCAAGAAAAGAAGGAGGAUCUACUCAAUCAAGAGGGGUCGUAUCUGGGAUAUGAAGAUGGUUUGAGAACAAAGUUGGCGUUGAGUAAAGAUGAUCGUCCUAAGAUCAGUUUAUGGUCGGUUCUGAAAUCAAUGAUUGGCAAGGAUAUGACGCGCAUGUCCCUUCCAGUCACUUUCAAUGAGCCCACGUCUUUGCUGCAGAGAGUGGCCGAAGAUUUGGAAUACUCUAAUCUUUUGACGGAAGGUGCCAGCUAUGAAGAUUCCACUUUGAGACUACUUUAUGUUGCUGCUUUCUCCAUUUCGUCAUAUUCCUCGACCACCAAAAGAGUAGCGAAACCGUUCAAUCCAAUUCUAGGGGAGACUUUUGAAUACUCAAGGCCAGACGAACAUUUCAGGUUUUUCACUGAGCAAGUGUCCCAUCAUCCACCAAUUUCAGCGACUUGGUCUGAGUCUGCCAAGUGGGAUUUCUGGGGUGAAUCCCGGGUCGAUUCCAAUUUCAACGGGAGAUCAUUUGAGGUGGAACAUUUGGGUUUGUGGUACCUCAGAAUGAGACCAGACUCAGAGUCCGAGGAGGAGCUCUACACUUGGAAGAAACCCAACAACACAGUAGUGGGCAUUCUGGUUGGAAACCCACAAGUGGACAAUCACGGUGAUGUGGAAAUUGUUAAUCAUAAAACGGGAGACCGCUGUACGAUCCAUUUCAAAGCCCGUGGCUGGAGAUCGUCAAAUGCAUAUGAGGUGAAAGGUGAAGUAUACAACAAAGAUGGUGGCAAGGAAUGGGUUUUCGGCGGCCAUUGGAACGAAUCGCUUUACGCCAAGAAAGUUUUGAAACCCAACUCUUCAGAAGAGAUGCCUCUGGACAAGCCUAAGGGGUCGAAGGGCUCCAAGAAUGAUCCAAACCGUGACGGUAAUAAAUUUUUGAUCUGGCAUGUACAUGACAGACCUGAUUUCCCUUUCAACUUGACACAGUACGCAGCAUCUUUGAAUGCGCCACAACCUAAGCUUUUGAACUGGAUUCCUCCCACAGAUACCCGUUUGAGACCUGAUCAAAGAGCGAUGGAAGAAGGAAGAUACGACGACGCUGCGAAGGAAAAAGAUCGUGUCGAGCAGAAGCAAAGGGCAGCGAGAAAGAGACUAGAGAAGGCAAACAAAGAACAUGUCCCCAACUGGUUCAAACAGGUCCAGCACCCUAUCACUAAGAAGAACUUCUGGCAGUUCAAUGGCGACUAUUGGCAGGUGAGGAAGGACAAGAAGUUUGAGCAUUUACCGGACAUUUUUUAA
Lachancea lanzarotensis is the source of this 3684-nucleotide messenger RNA. Its product is annotated as LALA0S01e01200g1_1. Gene Ontology annotation, molecular function: sterol binding; protein binding. The record is from RefSeq and is a predicted model, not a curated record. The transcript has a single exon. NCBI's taxonomy places the organism in Eukaryota, Fungi, Ascomycota, Saccharomycetes, Saccharomycetales, Saccharomycetaceae. Gene Ontology annotation, biological process: piecemeal microautophagy of the nucleus; exocytosis; endocytosis. Gene Ontology annotation, cellular component: cytosol; membrane; nuclear envelope. The coding region runs from base 1 to 3684 and encodes 1227 amino acids.